ACGGGAAGGGCGGGGGCACGUUAAAUGGCGGCCGCCCCCUCCUUCCCCUUCUUUAGAGCGGUCGUUGGGGGCUCGGAGCGGGGCUGCGGGGGGCCGCAGGCGGCUGCUCCCCUCCUGGCGGUAUCGGCAGCGGGAAGGGGUGGGAUCGGCCGUGAGGCAGAGCCAGGCGCCGCCUCGGGAGGUGCCGGUGUGAGGGGGUGCGAGAGCCAUGUCCCUGCCUCGCGUCGAAAACCCCUGCUUUCUGCUCUUCCUCCUCGCCAUCCAGACGCUCUUCAUCCUCAUCCUGUACCGAGGGGGCCCCGCCGGGGUGUUCCGCGGGCUGUCGGGCUCGCCUCAGGUGCCGGACUUCUCCAAGCCCCACGACGUGUACGCCAACCUCAGCCUGCUCGCCCGCCGCCCCGCCGAGGAUGCUCUGCCCUACUGCUCGGCCCGGUCACCGCUGCUGGUUGGUCCGUUAAUCAUCUCCUUCAGGGUGCUCCCUAGUGAAAGAAUGAUCAUCAAAAAAAAUCCUGUCGUUCAGUCUGGAGGCCUCUACAGACCACCUCACUGCUUGGCCCGCUACAAAUCAGCCAUCCUUGUAGCAUACAGCAACCAGGAGAAGUACCUUCACCAUCUUCUUUACUAUAUUCAUCCUUUCUUGCAGCGCCAGCAGCUCAGUUACAGAAUCUACUUGAUUCAGCAGGUGGGGAAUGGUACGUUUAACCGAGCAAAGUUACUUAAUAUUGGUGUCCGGGAAGCCCUGAAGGAUGAAGACUGGGACUGCCUUCUUCUGCAUGACGUGGACCUAGUACCUGAGAACGAUUAUAAUCUCUACGUUUGUGACGAAUACUAUCCCAAACACAUGGCUAGCGCCAUCGAUAAGUUUCAUUACAAUCUUCCAUAUAAGUCCUUUUUUGGGGGCGUAUCUGCUUUGACUCCAGAGCACUACAUGAAGAUGAAUGGGUUUCCAAACACAUACUGGGGCAGUGGUGGUGAAAACGACGACAUUGCUACGAGGAUCCAGUUAGCAGGAAUGAAAGUUGUCCGGACCCCAUCUCACCUUGGACGCUACAAAAUGAUGAACUACAACAAAGAGACAGAAGAGCCUUGGAGAAGGCCUGCUUCCCGACACAACACUGGAAAAACAUGGAAGGAUGACGGAAUGAAUUCUUUAGAGUUCAAGCUUCUUUCUAGGACAAAGCAUCCUCUUUAUACCAAUAUCACCGUGGACAUUGGAUAUGUUCCCCCAUUUUCUUAAGAGAAUGUGAACAAAAGUGGAGUUUGAGCUUACCACAGCAGCAUGCUUAUGGGCAUUCAGCCUCUACCUCCUGUUCUAGUGCAGAGUCUGCAGUGCCUGAGACUAAUCCUGUUGUCUUUCAUGCGUUUAACUUUUCUUCUGAGCAUACAAGAUUUAGAAGAAAAGGCUUCAUGACUAGGGUGUGAUAGCUACAAACAGGAUCUGGCUUACUGUAGAAGUCCUUUAAAGCACUGUAAAACUACUGAGCCAAAUCCCUCUCAUCCCUCAGCCUGUGGGGAUUAAGGUCUCCUUGACAGUAAGCUGACCCAAGUUUUCUGGAACCUUUGUUCCAUAGCUGGAUAGCUCUGUCCUGCCGCUUACGCAAGUGGUAAGUGGGAUUCAAGCCAUUCUGUGAGCCAGUCCUCUGAAAUGCUGUAUUUUGAGAAAGAGAACUCAGUGUUGAAAGCUAUUACAGUUCUGUAAAAACUUUUGUGAAUUUGAGUAAAGUUGAGGUAUAUGUUUGGAUCAAGAUUUUCUAGCAUAUUUAAUAAGAGCUUAAUAAAACACAAAGUUGCCCUGAAAUCAGAUGAAAACAGAGCUUGAAUUUGUGAUUGUCUGGCCAGA
Molecule: messenger RNA, 1840 nt
Organism: Cygnus atratus (black swan)
Lineage: Eukaryota; Metazoa; Chordata; Aves; Anseriformes; Anatidae
Product: beta-1,4-galactosyltransferase 3-like
Exons: 6
Coding region: 209-1237 (342 amino acids)
Biological process (GO): carbohydrate metabolic process
Molecular function (GO): glycosyltransferase activity
Source: RefSeq, a predicted model, not a curated record